Molecule: messenger RNA, 303 nt
Organism: Gongylonema pulchrum
Lineage: Eukaryota; Metazoa; Nematoda; Chromadorea; Rhabditida; Gongylonematidae
Source: the annotation of a GenBank genome assembly
AUGCUUGCAAGAAUGGAUAUACAAAAGCAGGAGAUGGACAAUAGAUUGGAGGAAGUGAAAUAUGAACUGGAGAAAGUGUUACGCCGCGAAUGUAAACUUGACGUCCGUCUUGCCGAGGUUUGCUUACAUGUUUUUGUGGCCACGAAUGAUCUACGGCUCUACGAAUAUUAUGUGAGAAAAAACAAUGAUCUGGAGCUGAAUCUGAUGAAAGCAGCGACAACCAAUGGCCCCAAUAAUAUCAAUAGUGCAAAAGCAUCCGAUUCAGAUACAACAGAGAGCGUCAAUAAAUCCACGGUAAGGUGA